AUGAAAGGCCUGGUGUACUUCGCGGUGAUCGCCUCCGUGCAGGCUUCGCACUUUGCCCACCUGUCCCUUCAUCACCGGGCUACCGGUAGUCAAAGCUGUAAACCCUAUACAGUGCAAGAAGGAGAUACUUGUGCGACUAUCGGCAGAUUGAGUGGGGUGACAUGGGCACAGUUGCUCUCAUGGAACUCGGAUAUUAAUGGCGAUUGCUCGAACCUGGCUGAUCUCUCUGGCAAGGAGAUCUGCGUCAGCAAUCCCUCCGGAGACUAUGCAAUUCCUGCAAUCGGUUCUUCAGUCUCGAGCGGUGCAACUGGUUCUCAAAGUAUUGUCACCACCACAGCUCCCGUGCCAUCGCCAAUAGUCUCCGGAACAAACACGAAGUGCGCGAAAUACCAUAAAAUUGGGAAAGACGAAACCUGUGACACAGUGACGGAGAAAGCUGGAAUUUCUAGAUCUGACUUCAUGUUUCUGAACUCUGAGCUAACUAGGGACUGCACAAAUCUUCAAAAAAACGUAUACUACUGCGUGCAGGCUGUUGGUGACAUUACAGCGUACUCUGGCCAUGCUGGAAGUACCUCAAAUCGAUUCAGCAAAGUCUCCAUGACCUCCAUUCCGUCAUCCGCUAACAGACCUGAUUAUGCCGGUGCUUUGAAAAACAAUUCCAGCCCUGUCAUCCCCCUUGCCCAAGACACCAGGAGGGACUGCUACAAUUAUAUGUGGUUGAGAAACACCACCGAUAACGCGCUCGCAGAUUGCUGGUUGAUGGCUAUGACAAACGAGGUCUCCCCAGAGAACUUCAUUUUGUGGAAUCCCUCGCUAGAGAGAACUGCUGCUGUAUACGGCUAUCCUUGCACACUUCGAAGCAGCCUGUCCUACUGUGUGCAGCUCUCGAAGCCUACCAGUACUAAGGCAACCAGGUCGCAAAUCCCCUCAUCUGUUGCUGCAUCGUCCACUCAAAACCCGGCAAAGUCUACAACCCUUGUUUAA
Penicillium cosmopolitanum is the source of this 984-nucleotide messenger RNA. RefSeq names its product LysM peptidoglycan-binding domain-containing protein. NCBI's taxonomy places the organism in Eukaryota, Fungi, Ascomycota, Eurotiomycetes, Eurotiales, Aspergillaceae. The record is from RefSeq and is a predicted model, not a curated record. Bases 1 to 984 code for a protein of 327 amino acids. The transcript has 7 exons.